Alosa sapidissima (American shad) is the source of this 3669-nucleotide messenger RNA. RefSeq names its product parathyroid hormone 3 receptor (gene pth3r). Gene Ontology annotation, cellular component: plasma membrane. Gene Ontology annotation, biological process: cell surface receptor signaling pathway; adenylate cyclase-modulating G protein-coupled receptor signaling pathway. Gene Ontology annotation, molecular function: G protein-coupled peptide receptor activity; peptide hormone binding; parathyroid hormone receptor activity. Lineage: Eukaryota; Metazoa; Chordata; Actinopteri; Clupeiformes; Clupeidae. Bases 499 to 2220 code for a protein of 573 amino acids. The transcript has 13 exons. The record is from RefSeq and is a predicted model, not a curated record.
AUAGGUCAGAAGUAGUCAGACAGCACAGGAGUGACAGACAUAAACACAUAAACACACAUACAGUACCACACACACUUACAUACGCUUGGAGGAAUAUGGACCGGACACAUUGACACUGAUUUUACUUCACCGAGCCAGCUGAGUGUCUGAAAUCUUCAGGGAAGACUGGGAUUAUCACUUAUGUUUCAUGAGUUCUGCUCUCAUCAAUAGGAAUACUCUAAUUCUCUAAUCUUCAGUCAAAGCUUUUUUUCUGAAGAAGGAGAGAUUUUUGAAAAGAAGAAAUAAUUCCUGUGUGAUCUCAUUGAACAGAUCUUUUGGGAUUUAAAGCUAAUUGAGAGAACUGGAUCAGAGAGAGAUGCACCGGGAUAAGGCAGGUAUCUUGGGUGGGCCAGGACCCCUCCUGUCACCCUGAGAAGACCAGGGCACCGGUCGGUCCACAGAGGGGCAUCGGGGCAUGAGACAGGGGCUCAGGGGGUACUCAAACGCAAGGUGGUGGUCAUGAGAACUACAAACAUGACCAGUUUGGUUGGAGUGGUCAUAUUGCUUGUGAGCUACAUCCUGGUGCCAGCAACGGCUCUGAUCGACUCUGAUGAUGUCAUCACCAAGAAUGAGCAGAUCUACCUUCUGAUUGGUGCUAGGGCCAAGUGUGAGAGGAGCAUUCGUGCCCAGAUCAGCUCGGUGAAGGAGAAUGAGUGUGUACCUGAGUGGGAUGGCAUCAUCUGCUGGCCUCGAGGACAGCCUGGCCAGCUGGUGUCUGUCUUAUGUCCAGCGUACAUCUACGACUUCAACCACAGAGGUCAUGCAUAUCGGCAGUGUGACACACUGGGGAAGUGGGAGCAGGUGGCCAGCAUCAACCGCACCUGGGCAAACUACACUGAGUGCACCACAUACCUGCUUGCCAAUCCUGGCAACCAGGAGGAGGCGGUGUUUGAGCGUCUGCACCUCAUGUACACGAUUGGCUACUCCAUCUCUCUGAUCUCUCUCCUGGUCGCUCUCCUCAUUCUGUGCUACUUCAAACGCCUUCACUGCACGCGCAACUACAUCCACAUCCACCUCUUCACGUCGUUUGUCUGCCGAGCGAUCAGCAUCUUCGUCAAGGACGCCGUCCUCUACACUGUAUCAGAUGAAGCCAAGUCUGAGGAGGACGCAGUGGGACAGAGGCCUCACAUGGUUGGCUGUAAGGUGGCUGUGACACUGUUCCUGUACUUCCUGGCCACCAAUCACUACUGGAUCCUGGUGGAGGGUCUCUACCUGCACAGUCUCAUCUUCAUGGCCUUCCUAUCAGACAAGAGCUACUUAUGGGCUCUCACCAUCAUCGGCUGGGGUGUUCCUGCUGUCUUUGUAUCCAUAUGGGUCAGUGCUCGAGCAUCUUUAGCAGAUACACAGUGCUGGGAUAUCAGUGCAGGCAACCUGAAGUGGAUCUAUCAGGUGCCCAUUCUGGCCGCCAUUGUUGUGAACUUCUUCCUGUUCCUCAACAUCAUCAGGGUGCUGGCCUCUAAGCUGUGGGAGACGAACACGGGCAAACUGGACCCCCGACAGCAGUACAAGAAGCUGCUGAAGUCAACACUAGUGCUGAUGCCGCUGUUCGGGGUGCACUACAUGGUGUUCAUGGCGCUGCCCUAUACGGAGGUGACGGGGGUGCUGUGGCAGGUGCAGAUGCACUACGAGAUGUUCUUCAACUCCUCACAGGGCUUCUUUGUGGCAUUCAUCUACUGCUUCUGCAAUGGCGAGGUGCAGGCGGAGGUGAAGAAGGCAUGGUUAAGGCGAAGCCUGGCGUUGGACCUGAAGCAGAAAGCUCGUGUCACCAGCAGUGGAGGUGGUGGGAGCUGCUACUACGGCGGCAUGAUGUCCCACGCCACCACCCAGAGCGUCUGCCUCAGCGUGAGUGGGACCAAGGGCCUCCCGCUGAUGGGUGGGUCUGGCGUCGGGGGUAAAGGUCAACCCCGCCUCCCCUCCCUCCACCACACCCUCACCAACCUUCCCGGUUAUGUGCCCAGCGACACGGAGAUGCCCAUGGUUCCCACGGUGACGCAGCAGGAGCUAGUGCUGAGGCGGGCGGUCCAGGUGGGUAUCCUGGCUCCCCCUAGUGUUGGCAAGGAGGAGGGUCAGAGGUCACGCGAGCCAGAGAGAAAGGUGGAGGGAGAGCCUGAACCCUUCCUCCUGGCGGAAGAAAACCGGUCAAGCUCGGUCUCGAUCAAGGAGCUGGAGACCAUUCUGUGACUGAAAUGGACAAGGAAAGAUGAGUGCCUGAAGAGUGUGUAGCCAUGGAAACAACCCCACCCAACUAUGUACAACUAUGUACAAAUACUUUGAUUUUGAACAGACACAGACUCCUAGGAGCCUCAUCACACAAAACUAUGUCCAUCAUGAUGUUUCAGACUAUUUCUCUGGCCUUCACUGUAAAACCUGGCAGCCUUUAAAGAUUAAAAAAAAAUCAAAUCAAACCUCAAAUCUCUGUCAGUUGCUCAGAAACAAGAAAACAAAACAAAAUCCAGCACACUGUGACUAUAUUGGACCUCUCUCUAGAGGGUGACGUGUGAUUAUGUCGAUGCAGGUUUCAGAGGAAGCAAUUGUGUUAGCCAUUUGCAUUGAUCGGUUGGUUUGUCUUUUUAUUGCCGGGACAGCACAGUUCAAAUAAAUUAUGGUCAUUGAUGGGGAAAACAAUUAUCUGUUCAGGAAAUCGAUGGCCACCACAAUUUACUGUUGGCUUUCUCUCUGGGUUGUGUGUGUGUGUGUAGUUGUGUGCAGAGGCUUUGCUGUUGUUGUCGUUGUUUUUUUUCAUUUCCUGCUGGUGAGGUGAGAGUGAAGAGAGUCCCUCAGUGAUCAUAAAGACAAACGCCUCUCUUCCUUUUUUCUGUUUUUUCUCCUUCUCUCCAUUUCUCUCCCUCUCCCUCCUUUUCUCCUUCUCUCAAUUUCUGUCCCUCAUUGAUGGGCCCUUGUUUUCAGUGAAGUUGAUAGGCAAGUCUCUGAUUGCUAUGGGCAAAUACGUAGGUGGGUUGGUUCAUAGGUUUACAUGGACACUUUUAAUCUGAUUGUAAUCAGAAUAAUGGCUUAAUCAAAAUAAAAAUAACACAUAUAAACACCUUGAUCUUAAUGAAACUGCCUAUCUGAUUUGAAUCUUAAUCGGAAUGAAAGGGGUGGUAUUCCAUUUGUAUUCUUGAUUCCAAUGAAACAGCAAUGUGUACAGUCAAUCGGGUUGCCUCCUGUAGCUUUUCAAGCAAAAGCAAAGCAGCAACAGCUACUCCGAUCAAAGAUUCCAGAGCGCUUAUAACCACCUGAUCGGAAUUAAAUGUAUCCCAUGUAAACAGGUGACGCAAAGUUUUCAUUCAGAAUAGUUUCAUCUGAGUGAUUACAUGAAUAAAAAAACUGUUCAUGUAAACCCACCUAUUGACUGUGUCCUUCACAGUUAAACUGUUCACACUUCUUACUUGUGUGCAUGUUGCUUGUAGUUGCACAGUUCACACCAGUGGUAGUGUGACGUAUACGGUAGGAUAUGACAGUGUUUUAGAGUUCAUCAACUGAGUCACACUGUUCUAUUAAUGAAAGUCAAACUUUACAGGAUGAUGUAAACUGCUGUCCAGUUCAAAUGCUUUCAUGUUGUGUAUUUAUUGGACCAUAAAUAAGCAGUGUUCUUCAGAUGAAUAAAACAUGUGAAGGUGUUUUUUUUAU